AGGAUGGAGCCCGGCGCCCAUUGGACAGACUAUAAAGGCAGAAACCUACCCCUGAGACUGGGGGCGCGGCGGGGCUGCGGCGGGGGGUGUACGCCGCGGCCCCCAGCGCCUUGCUCCCGGAGACACCUCGGCCCUGCGGCGCCGGCGUGACCGAGGUCCAGCUUCGGGGACACGCCCGUCAGGCCUCGGUGAAAACGAUCAGGUGAGCCUGACCGAGGCGGACGUGACUCCUGGAACCACCGCCUCCGGCGCGUCCCGGCGGGUGCCGCGACGUCCACCUGCCCCAGCAGCCGGAAACCGGCGGGAGGGGGCGGCUCCCGCUCCCCUGCGCGGGGAGCUGACCAUGGCGCUGGCCGCCGCCGCGGCUGCUGCGGCCGCCGGGGUGAGCCAGGCGGCCGUACUGGGCUUCCUGCAGGAGCACGGCGGAAAGGUGCGCAACUCGGAGCUGGUGAGCCGCUUCAAGCCGCUGCUGGAUGCGGGCGACCCGCGCGGCCGCGCUGCCCGCAGGGACCGCUUCAAGCAGUUCGUCAAUGACGUGGCCGUGGUGAAGGAGUUCGACGGCGUCAAGUUCGUGGUGCUGAGGAAGAAGCCGCGGGCCCGGGAGGAUCCAGAGCCCCUGCCCUCUUGCGUGCCGCCCAGCACCCCCGGGGCACCAGCCCCGCCGUCGAACAUCACUUCUGUCUCACAAGGGGAAACCGCUGCCUCGGGGGUUCCAUCCUCGGCCUCGGCGCAGCGGUGGGUGGAACCACUUGACGACCUGGCCCCGCCAUCAGAGCCACAGGACACCCCCGGGGCUCCGGCCUCGGAGCCCAAUCAGCCAACUGGGGAGCUGUUGUUAGGCCCGGUCCAGGUGUCAGAGGGGCCCUCCGACCCCGGGAUUCCAGCCAUUGAGCUAGACCAGCCCUCCGACGGACUCUCUGCAGACGUCGCCCCGCCGUCUAGCGCACCAUCAGAGGCGGCCUUACCCCACGCCGAAGCGCCAGACCUGGAACCUGGGCCUGGGGCAACGAAAGGGCCGCCACCGCGCGCGCCGCCGCAGAAGCCCUGCAUGCUGCCGGUGCGCUGCGUCCCGGGCCCCGCUGCGCUCCGGGUCCGGGCGGAGGAGCAGGGCCUGCGCCGGCAGCUGUCGGAGGAGCCGAGCCCGCGGAGCUCCCCACUGCUGCUACGGCGGCUCUCGGUAGAGGAGACCGGCCUGGGCCUCAGCCUGGGCCCGGGUCGCUCCCCGCACCUGAGGCGCCUGUCGCGCGCCGGCCCACGCCUGCUGAGCCCGGACACUGAGGAGGUGCCCGCCGCGCCGCCGCCGUCCGCCGUGCCCCUGGAGCCGGCCGAGCACGAGUGGCUAGUGCGGGCGGCCGGUGGCCGCUGGACCCACCAGCUGCACGGACUGCUGCUGCGGGACAGCGGCCUGGCGGCCAAGCGCGACUUCAUGUCUGGCUUCACGGCCCUGCAUUGGGCCGCCAAGAGUGGCGACCGCGAGAUGGCGCUGCAGCUGGUGGAGGUCGCGCGGCGUGGGGGCGCGCCCGUCGACGUGAACGCGCGCUCGCAUGGCGGGUACACGCCGCUGCACCUGGCCGCUCUGCACGGCCACGAGGAUGCCGCCGUGCUGCUGGUGGUGCGCCUGGGUGCGCAGGUGCACGUGCGUGACCACAGCGGGCGGCGCGCCUACCAGUACCUGCGGCCCGGCGCCUCAUAUGCGCUGCGCCGUCUACUCGGCGACCCCGGCCUGCGAGGCUCUACUGAGCCCGAUGCGACCGGCGGUGGUAGUGGCAGUCUGGCGGCUCGGCGCCCAGUGCAGGUGGCCGCCAGCAUCCUCAGUUCUACCACCAGCACGUUUCUGGGCGUCCUGGCCGACGACCUGAUGCUCCAGGACGUGGCUCGCAGCUUGAGGAAGUCAGGCUCCAUCAGCAAGUUCUUGGGUGCCUCGCCCAUGGCUCCUCGUAAAAAGACAAAGACCCGCGGUGGCUUGCCGGCCUUUUCAGAAAUCUCUCGUUGACCCACUCCGGGGCCCUUCGCUGGUCUAGCGCCCAGCCUGCCCUCGACAACCUGACGGUCCCUGAGGCUACAGCGUGGUUGAUCUAACCGGGCCUGCCCAUCACAGUCUAAGCCUGCCCAAGAUGGCGGCCCAACACCUGGCGGCUCCAUCCUAUUUCCAGCUUUGUCCACUGCAGCUUGUUUUACCCAGGUGGGCCUCCGCCUCCAGCUUCUGUCCGAAGCUUGACCCAUCUCCAGAGACGGGAUUCAAGAUCCCAGUGAGAGCCUCAUAUGAAGAACUCCAGAAGUCAGGCUUGAACUUUGGAGGAAACUUGAAAUUUAAGAUCACAGAUUAAGGGGCAGCAGCUGGUCUGGCCCCUGAGUGAGUUAAUCCAAUGCUUCUGCAUCUAUACACUCCCAAGCCAGAACUAGAGCAAGGGUCUCUUUAAAUGUUGUGUGAUGUUGGGUUGUUUGUCAGGUUUAAGAUAUGUAGUGAUUUUGUAACUUGAUGCUUUUAUCCUGUUUUUAAAUUGAAAUGAGGUAAAACAACUUUCAUAAUAACCUUUUGAAAUUAUAUUUUUCCAUUUUUAGGCAAAACGCUCAGACAUUUUCAAUCUUUUGCUAAAUAUUUUGGAAUUCUAUUUUAAAAAAAAAAUAGAUGAUCAAGAUCUAAAGGAAAUUAGUCCCAACCAACAAAACCCUUAAACAUUUAUCUACCUCAUUUUAGGCAAUCAAGAUUCUAGAGUCUUGAACACAGAAUAAUCAUUGUGACCAUUGUGAAUGUAAUUAAUUCAGUUGUACUGUGAAAGCUAAAUAAUAUUAGGAAACAAGUGCAACUUGCGAGUAUAGGUGAUUUAACAGGAGAAAAGAGACAUCUUGGCAAAUACUUUUAAUUUGUGGUUGUCUUUAUGGUGAAAUAUAAACAUGUCUUUGGCACUGACCGUGGCUAUUUUAAUUUUGCAUGAAUAUUUAAUUAUUUUAAGUGUGAUUUAUUUGUGAAUUGCACCACUGUGCCAUGUUUCUGAACCAGUGGUUUUCAAUCCAGCUGAGCCUUUCGGUGCAGUAAGUGAAUAUUUAAAGAAAAAAAAAAGUCAAAGCAUUACACCAGAAAAAUAACUGGUAAAUAGUAAUGGAUGCAAUUAAGAAGCAACUAUAUUAUGUGAAAUAUUAUAUGAAAGUUCUCUACAAACAAAAAGUACGUGAUAUCCAUUUUUGAAAGCCAUCUGAAAGCAGACAACUUACACAAAAUAGCAAAUGCAGAAUCUCUUUGCUCAGUGAUCUUGGAGGACUGGCUUAACUUCUCUGGACCUUUGCUUCUGUCUGUAAUAGAGCAGGUUUGUAGAUAUUGCCAAGAUUUCCCAGGUUCAACACAGUGUAGUAAUUAUAAUGGCUCUUCUUCUGUUUUAAAGAUAUGGAAUCUUUGCUCAACCAACCCUUUUUUGUAUCAUAUUGUGAUAAUGCUCUGCUUUUGCAAAUUGUGUUUGCAUGUCAUUAGUUACAUCAAAUAGUUUUUGUGGC
Diceros bicornis minor is the source of this 3489-nucleotide messenger RNA. RefSeq names its product sosondowah ankyrin repeat domain family member A (gene SOWAHA). The transcript has a single exon. NCBI's taxonomy places the organism in Eukaryota, Metazoa, Chordata, Mammalia, Perissodactyla, Rhinocerotidae. Bases 344 to 1993 code for a protein of 549 amino acids. Gene Ontology annotation, molecular function: protein binding. The record is from RefSeq and is a predicted model, not a curated record.